AUGCAGCCCCCAGACAUGCUCGGUUCUGCGGCCUGGAGAUUUGACGAGGCCGCCGGAGCACCUGCCCCUGUCUCCCAGCCUGAUGCUCCUGGCCACCAGAAGAAAGUGGUGUCAUGGAUAGAUGUGUAUACUCGCGCUACCUGCCAGCCCCGGGAGGUGGUGGUGCCCCUGACUGUGGAGCUCAUGGGCACCGUGGCCAAACAGCUGGUGCCCAGCUGCGUGACCGUGCAGCGUUGUGGUGGCUGCUGCCCUGAUGAUGGCCUGGAGUGUGUGCCCACUGGGCAGCACCAAGUCCGGAUGCAGAUCCUCAUGAUCCGGUACCCGAGCAGUCAGCUGGGGGAGAUGUCCCUGGAAGAACACAGCCAGUGUGAAUGCAGACCUAAAAAAAAGGACAGUGCUGUGAAGCCGGACAGCCCCAGGACCCUCUGCCCACGCUGCACCCAGCGCCACCAGCGCCCUGACCCCCGGACCUGCCGCUGCCGCUGUCGACGCCGCAGCUUCCUCCGUUGCCAAGGGCGGGGCUUAGAGCUCAACCCAGACACCUGCAGGUGCCGGAAGCUGCGAAGGUGACACAUGCCUUUUCAGACUCAGCGGGGUGACUUGCCUCAUAGGCUAUAUCCCAGUGCGGGGACAAAGAGGAGCCUGGUAAAAAACAGCCAAGCCCCCAAGACCUCAGCCCAGGCAGAAGCUGCUCCAGGACCUGGGCCUCUCAGAGGGUUCUUCUGCCAUCCCUUGUCUCCCUGAGGCCAUCAUCAAACAGGACAGAGUUGGAAGAGGAGACUGGGAAGCAGCAAGAGGGGUCAUAUACCAGCUCAGGGGAGAAUGGGGUACUGUCUCAGUUUCUAACCACUCUGUGCAAGUAAGCAUCUUACAACUGGCUCUUCCUCCCCUCACUAAGAAGACCCAAAUCUCUGCAUAAUAGGAUUUGGGCUUUGGUACAAGAACUGUGAUCCCCCAACCCUGAUAAAAGAGAUGGAAGGAGCUGUC
Mandrillus leucophaeus (drill) is the source of this 987-nucleotide messenger RNA. RefSeq names its product vascular endothelial growth factor B (gene VEGFB). The transcript is spliced from 7 exons. Gene Ontology annotation, molecular function: chemoattractant activity; growth factor activity; vascular endothelial growth factor receptor 1 binding. Gene Ontology annotation, biological process: positive regulation of angiogenesis; response to hypoxia; positive regulation of protein phosphorylation. The record is from RefSeq and is a predicted model, not a curated record. NCBI's taxonomy places the organism in Eukaryota, Metazoa, Chordata, Mammalia, Primates, Cercopithecidae. Gene Ontology annotation, cellular component: membrane. Bases 1 to 570 code for a protein of 189 amino acids.